GCCGCCGCCGGCGCGGCCGGGACCGCGCAGCCCGCGGUAAGAAGAAAAUAUAACUUAUAGACCAUCUUCUGGCAGAAGAUGAUAGAUUUUGAUGAGAAACAGGAGGUGUUGGAUGCCAGAAAUCAAAAGUGAAGAAAUUCGGCAAGCCUUGGGUUCCUAUCACUAUAACCAUGCCAGAAAUGACAGAGAAUGAGACUCCUACAAAAAAACAGCACAGAAAGAAAAACCGGGAGACACACAAUGCAGUGGAGAGGCAUAGAAAGAAGAAAAUCAAUGCUGGGAUAAACAGAAUAGGAGAGCUGAUCCCAUGUUCCCCUGCACUGAAGCAGAGCAAGAAUAUGAUUCUGGACCAAGCUUUUAAAUAUAUAACAGAAUUGAAAAGGCAAAAUGAUGAGCUCCUGCUUAAUGGAGGAAACAAUGAACAAGCUGAAGAAAUUAAAAAGCUUCGCAAGCAACUGGAAGAAAUUCAAAAGGAAAAUGGCCGAUACAUUGAAUUAUUGAAAGCAAAUGACAUAUGCUUAUAUGAUGACCCUACAAUCCACUGGAAAGGAAAUCUUAAAAACUCAAAGGUCUCUGUUGUUAUUCCCAGUGACCAGGUUCAAAAAAAUAUUAUUGUUUAUUCCAAUGGGAGUCAGCCUGGUGGAAAUGGCCAGGGAACAGCUGUUCAGGGGAUAACCUUUAAUGUUGGUCAUAAUUUACAAAAGCAAACUGCCAAUGUGGUGCCCGUACAGAGGACUUGCAAUCUUGUGACUCCUGUGUCUAUUUCUGGAGUUUACCCUUCUGAAAAGCCAUGGCACCAGACCACGGUUUCUGCAUUGGCUGCCAACCAGCCUGUUCCUCUUUGUCUUCCUGCUACCAUUUCUACUCAAAAUAUUCUCGAGCUUGCCACCUCUGAGAGUGAAUCGAGUGUGCUUGGUGCCACCAGUGGCUCACUGAUCGCUGUUUCCAUUGGGCCUGAGACUCACCAACAUCGUUCCUUGCAUACAUCUCCAAAUGAUCAAAAUUCUUCUGAAAAUAAGAAUGGGCAAGAGAGCCCCAAAUUAUUGCAGAAGACAAUUCCUUGUGCCACAAGCACCCCCUCCAGCCCCUCAGCGACUGCCACAAAAGUGCACCAUGCAGGCAAGCCUUGCUUGAGCACACAGGACCUCAGAAGUGAUUUCCAAACCACUUUUGUUGUUUCAGUCACCACCACGGUCUGCUCCCAGCCUCCCAGAUCUUCAGGCGAUUCUUGUCCAGCAAACAGUAGCAAGGGUGUAGACUCCACAAGUGUUACCACAGUGGUGCCAUCAUCUGCCUCCGGAGGAGGAAAGGCCACCACUCCUGUAAGCACUCUUUCUGCAAACCCUUUGGACAGUGGUUGGACCCUCUCAUGUUCUUUGCCUUCUUCAGCUGUUAGUGCUUCAGAACUGAAAAACAUUAAUAGCCUUACUCGAAUUUCCUCAGCUGGCAACACGCAGACAACGUGGACUACUUUGCAACUGGCAGGAAACACUAUUCAGCCCUUAAGCCAGACACCAUCUUCUGCUGUGACUCCAGUAUUAAGUGAGUCUGGGACUAGUCCCACCACAAGCAACCAUAGUCGACAUGCGGCUGCAGGUGUCACCUUGAAUAACUCCUUUCCAACAGAUGGGCAAACAGUUGAGCAAGUAGUUGUAACCCUGCCUUCCUGUCCAUCUUUACCUAUGCAGCCACUAAUUGCCCAGCCACAAGUUAAAUCUCAGCCUCCAAAAAAUAUCCUUCCAUUGAAUUCAGCAAUGCAGGUGAUUCAGAUGGCUCAGCCUGUUGGGCCAGCGGUGAAUGCAGCUCCAACUAAUCAAAAUGUUAUUAUUCUUCAGCCACCCAGCACCACCCCAUGCCCAACAGUGAUGAGGGCAGAGGUGCCCAACCAAACAGUAGGUCAGCAGAUAGUAAUCAUACAAGCAGCUAAUCAGAAUCCUUUGCCACUCCUCUCUGCUCCACCUCCUGCUUCUGUUCGUCUCCCUGUCAAUGGAGCCAAUGCUAUAAUAGGGUGUAAUAAUUCAGUGCAAAAUGUUUCGACCCCACAGACUUUUGGAGGAAAGCAUCUUGUCCACAUAUUACCAAGACCUUCAUCUUUAUCAACAUCUAAUUCGAGCCAAACUUUUUCUGUUACCAUGUCAAACCAACAACAGCCUCAAACCAUUUCUUUAAAUGGACAGCUUUUUGCUUUGCAACCUGUGAUGUCUUCAUCAGGAACUACAAAUCAAACCCCUAUGCAAAUUAUUCAACCCACCACCAGCGAAGAUCCAAAUACCAAUGUUGCCCUGAAUACAUUUGGUGCACUGGCCAGCCUCAAUCAAAGCAUAUCACAGAUGGCUGGGCAAAGCUGUGUACAAUUGUCUAUUAGCCAGCCUGCCAAUUCUCAUACUGCCGCAAAUAGUCAAACCACCCCAGUUAACUGUGUUUCAUUAACAACAACUGUAGUAUCUCCCAUGACAGCAGAUAAUUCAGCCACACUACCCAGUAAUUACAGCCUAGUGACUACUUCUUCAACGAACACUGUAGCUUCUUUGUCUAACAUGAAGUCCAAAAGGUUGAAUAAGAAGCCAGGUGCCAAGAAACACUUAGCAGCAAACAAGACAGCAAGUCCCCUGACUCCAGUCAGGGGAGAGGUGGGCAAGUUAGACUGCCCCAGCACAGAAGGCUCAGCAGAGCCAUCAUGUAAUGAAGGACUGCUGGAAAGCCUCCCUGUUGUGUUACCAUCUGUCACUAUGUCCCAGGCAAAUGGUCUAAGUGCUUCUGGUUCACAUUCUUUGGGUGUUCUGAAUUCUGAAUCAGUGAUACCUGAGUCUGUAUCCAAAUCAAAAUCAGCAGAAGAGUCUAGCUCACCCUCCCAAGAAUCUGUAUCAGGUGAACAUUUUGCCGCAGCCCCAGAAAAAUCCAAAGAUCCUGUCCCCACUUUACAACGAGAGACAUCUCCGGAUAGGUCCCCAACUGGCUUGGCAUUUUCAGAUACCACCAAAUCCUGCGCUUCGACCAACGUGUUGAUUCCAUCUCCAAAUGAGCCCCAUGUUUUGGCUUCUCAGGUUUCUGGUUUGUCAUCUACCACAAACACUACAAGCACUGACUGUGUUUCUGAGGUGGAAAUCAUUGCUGAGCCUUGCAGAGUUGAACAAGACUCAUCAGAUGCAAUACAGUCCACAAGUCUCUUAAAGGGCCAGGGCCUAACUGCUUUGUUAUCUGAUCUGUCUAAAGAAAAAGACUCUCAGAAAUCAUCUCUUUCAGUCCAGGUGGACCAUCCUGACUUUUCUUCAGAAAAUUCUAAAAUAGUUGAUUCGAGUGUUGAUUUACAUCCAAAGCGGGAACUGUUACUGAUAAACAGUGAUGAUAGAGACUUGGGACAGCAUCAUUCCUGCAUCCCUGAUCCGGAGAUUAUUAGUGGUUCUUUGCUCACCAGUAGGCAGGCUGACUCUCCCAUGUCAACCAGCUCUGGCAGUAGUCGGAGUUUCUCAGUUGCAUCCAUGCUUCCUGAAACAACUAGAGAGGAUGUGACCAGCAGUGCGACAACUAAUACAUGCGACAGCUGUACCUUUGUAGAGCAAACUGAUAUAGUUGCUCUUGCAGCAAGAGCUAUUUUUGACCAGGAGAACCUUGAGAAGGGAAGAGCUGGCAUCCAGGCUGAUAUAAGGGAAGUUACUGCCAAGCCUACUGAAGCAUCAUCUUUAGAGGGCGACCAACCUUUCAAAACACAGAUAUCUAAAGAGAAUGGCCCAGGGCAGGCAGAAGCAACACCAAAUGAAUUUAAUUCACAGGAUUCAAUUGAAGCAGCUGUGGAUAGGCCCCUGGAAAAACCAAGUUGUUCUCUAGGAAUUAAAACAUCAAAUGCCUCUUUACAAGUUUCAACUUCUCAACCACCAAGCAUUACCAGUUUAAGUGUGAAUAAUCUCAUCCAUCAGAAUAGCAUCAGCCAUCCUCUGGUCAGCUGUGCUGGUUUAUCCCAAACUUCAGAGCAAAGAGUUGUUCCUACAACAGUUAAUCUGACCGUUUCAUCUAACUCCUAUGCCAGUCAGCCUCCUGGACCAUCUCUGAUGACAGAUUAUUCCCAAGAACAGCUAAACACUAUUACUGGCACGAUACCAAAUUCACAGAUUCAGGAACCACUCUUAAAGCCAAGUCAUGAAAGUCGUAAAGACUCCACUAAACGUGCCGUCCAAGAUGACCUUUUAUUGUCUUCAGCUAAACGUCAGAAGCACUGUCAGCCAGCCCCCCUCCGCCUGGAAAAUAUGCCCUUGAUGAACCAAACUCCAGAUAGCAUAUCUGAUCAAACUCAAAUGAUGGUUAGUCAGCUCCCUCCAAACUCUUCAAACUCUGCUGUGCCUGUUAGCAACCCACCACAUGGAGAUGGCCUGACACGCUUAUUUCCACCCAGUAACAACUUUGUGGCCCCUGCACUGAGGCCAACUGAAGUUCAGUGCAGUUCUCAGCCUUCUGUUGCUGAGCAGCAGCAAAACCAGGCCAGUCAACACCUGCAGGCCCUGCAACAGCAUGUUCCAGCUCAAGGGGUAUCUCACCUUCACAGUAAUCAUCUCUACUUAAAGCAGCAACAGCAGCAGCAGCAGCAGCAACAGCAGCAGCAACAGCAGCAGCAGCAGCAGCAGCAGCAGCAGCAGCAGCAACAGCAGCAAGCAGGGCAGUUAAGGGAGAGGCAUCACUUAUAUCAACUGCAGCAUCAUGUACCUCAUGCAGAGAGCUCUGUCCACUCUCAGUCCCAUAAUGUCCACCAACAGAGAACUCUGCAACAGGAAGUGCAGAUGCAGAAAAAGAGAAAUCUUGUUCAGGGCACUCCAGCCUCUCAGCUUUCCUUACAGCCAAAGCACCAUGGAACUGACCAAUCCCGACCCAAGAGUGGUCAGCCACAUCCCCACCAUCAGCAGAUGCAGCAGCAGAUGCAGCAACACUUUGGAAGCUCCCAGUCAGAGAAGAGCUGUGAAAACCCUUCAACUAGCCGGAACCACCAUAACCAUCCCCAGAACCAUCUCAGUCAAGACAUUAUGCACCAGCAGCAGGAUAUUGGCAGUAGGCAGCAAGGUUCCGGGGUUUCUUCUGAACAUGUAUCUGGGCAUAACUCACUGCAGAGACUGUUGACAUCAAGAGGCAUAGAACAGCAAAUGGUGUCCCAGCCAAGUAUUGUGACCAGACCUUCAGACAUGACCUGUACUCCACACAGGCCAGAGAGAAAUCGUGUUUCAAGUUACUCUGCUGAAGCACUGAUUGGAAAGACAUCCUCUAAUUCAGAACAGAGAAUGGGUUUAUCGAUUCAGGGUUCCAGAGUAUCGGAUCAGCUUGAAAUGAGAAGCUAUCUCGAGGUUCCCAGAAACAAGAGUCUGGCCAUUCAUAAUAUGCAAGGCCGUGUGGACCACACGGUUGCCUCAGAUAUCCGCCUUUCUGACUGUCAGACAUUUAAGCCAAGUGGAGCCAGUCAACAGCCUCAGAGUAAUUUUGAAGUACAAUCUUCAAGAAAUAAUGAAAUAGGCAACCCAGUAUCAUCACUGAGGAGUAUGCAGUCCCAGGCUUUUCGAAUUAGUCAAAACCCUGGUCCCCCACCAAUCGACCGUCAGAAGAGGUUACCUUAUCCACCAGUUCAGAGCAUACCAACAGGAAAUGCUAUCCCACCAAGGGAGAGUGAAAACACAUGUCACCAAAGUUUCAUGCAGAGUUUACUUGCGCCUCACCUUGGUGAUCAAGUCAUUGGGAGCCAGAGGUCACUCUCAGAACAUCAGAGGAAUACACAGUGUGGGCCAUCCUCUGCAAUUGAAUACAGUUGUCCUCCGACUCAUGAAAGUGUACAUAUUAGACGAGAGAGUGAGAGUCAGAAUAGGGAAAGUUGUGACAUGAACCUAGGUGCAAUUAACACCAGGACCAGCACCUUGAAUAUUCCUUUUUCGAGUUCCUCUUCUUCAGGAGAUAUUCAAGGUCGAAACACAAGCCCCAAUGUUUCCGUACAGAAAUCCAAUCCCAUGCGGAUUACUGACAGUCAUGGCACCAAGGGCCAUAUGAACCCUCCAGUCACCACCAACAUGCAUGGGGUUGCCAGGCCAGCUUUGCCACAUCCAUCUGUGUCUCAUGGAAAUGCUGAUCAAGGGCCUCCUGUACGUCAAACAAGUUCUUCAGUUCCCCAGCGAUCGAGGCAUCCCUUGCAAGACAGCAGUGGUUCUAAAAUUCGUCAACCAGAAAGGAAUCGUUCUGGAAACCAAAGACAUAGUAAUGUCUUUGAUCCAAGUCUUCCCCACCUCCCUCUGUCUACAAGUGGUAGUAUGAUUCUUGGACGCCAACAAGCCACCACAGAGAAGAGAGGAAGUAUCGUUCGUUUCAUGCCAGAUAGCCCACAAGUACCUAAUGAUAAUUCAGCACCUGACCAACAUACACUGUCACAAAAUUUUGGUUUUCCUUUUAUUCCUGAGGGUGGCAUGAAUCCACCAAUAAAUGCUAAUACUUCUUUCAUUCCACAGGUUACUCAGCCUAGUGCCACUCGAACUCCAGCCCUCAUCCCUGUAGAUCCCCAAAAUUCUCUACCCUCCUUCUAUCCCCCAUAUUCCCCUGCUCAUCCUACAUUGUCCAAUGAUAUUUCAAUUCCCUAUUUUUCUAAUCAAAUGUUCUCAAAUCCUAGUACAGAGAAGGUGAACAGUGGAAGUUUAAAUAACCGAUUUGGAUCAAUUUUAUCUCCUCCCAGACCUGUUGGUUUUGCUCAACCAAGUUUUCCUCUUCUCCCUGAUAUGCCACCAAUGCACAUGACGAACUCUCACUUAUCUAAUUUUAAUAUGACGUCUUUGUUUCCAGAAAUAGCUACAGCUCUUCCUGAUGGCUCAGCAAUGUCACCUUUGCUUACAAUAGCAAACUCCUCUGCUUCUGACUCUUCCAAGCAGUCCUCAAACAGACCUGCCCACAACAUAAGCCAUAUUUUAGGUCAUGAUUGCAGUUCAGCUGUCUAAAUACCAAUAUACUAAAUGUAAAUGUAAUGGGUGAGAUUACAGAUGCAUUUGUGUGUGCAUGCAUACAUUUGUGUACACGAAGAGAGAGAUUGGGUGUGUGUAUGUCUCUGUGUUUAUAUAAUCAGUUUUUGGUCAGAGAUGACCAAAUACUGUAUUUUCAGAAACAAAUUAAUUUUUAGCUGCUUUGUGUGCUUUUUUAAUUUUCCAAGCAGAUUUACAUUUUCAAGUUUGAUUUUUAAUCUUAUAUUCCCUAAAUAUUAAUCAGCUGGAAGUUUGGGGAGAUUAUCUUGGUGUGCACUGGGUAGUAGGAAUGAAGCUACAUUUUAAAUGUUAUUGUUGAUAAUUUGUAAAAUAGGUAGUUGAGAUAGCUGAGUUGUUCUCCAAAAAUACAGUUCGAUAUAACAUAAUGGCUCAUAACCAGUUUUUUACAUAUUGCAAGUGUUACAUUAAUGUUGAGUUGAAUGUCCAUGGGUAAAGUCAAGCAGUAAGCAAAUAAAUGAGUAGUUUAACCAGCCUUUGUUCCCAAGGUUUUAUUUAGGUAGUGACUUCUUUCUUAAUUAAACAAUUCAUCAAUUAUCUAAAUUUCAUAUCUUUAAAUUAGGGAGCCAUGUUAUCCUUUGAUGUGCCAAUGUCCUUUAAAGCAAAGGUCUUCCUAAAACAGUUAGCCUUAAAAAUAGAUGAAAAGUGAAGUAUGUAGAUGUUUUCCAUUUUUGUACUUAACGUUUUGGGUCAGGCCAUUUUAUCAAGGAUAAAAAGAGUUGUAUUGCAGAGUGCUGUAUGUGUUUGGCUAAAGAUUAUUGUUUCAUUAAUUUUUUAUUUAGUAUUCUCUUCAUUUUAUUUAUUUGACCUUGAAAUAAAUUCUUUCACAUUUGUUUAAUCAUUAAGCCCAAUCAGUGGAUAAUGUGUUUGGAUCUACACAAUUAUUUGAGCCCUACAUUUUAAAUAUUUCUGAGCAGAGUCUUAGGCUCUAGCAGUAUUUUAAUUUACUGAUAUUUAUAUUUGGCAUUGUAUAUUGCAUUAUUAUCUUCAUAGUAGAAUUAAUGAGAAAAUGAAUUUGUUCACUAUUUUUCUUGAUGGUAGAUGUGAAAUGGUGCUUAAAAAAUUGUCUUUCUAUAUGUUGAUGUGUGUGAGUGUGUGUAUACAGACUAGAUUUGAAAUCAUAAACUUGUCCUUUGAAAACAGGCCUGCAAUCUGAAAAUGGGAAAUUGGGACCUGAAACCUGCUGAAGUACAGAAAAACCCAAAGUACAGGCUUUAAAAAGCCCCAUUGAAGUUCAUAAUAAAUUUAGAAUACAUAUUCAUAUAUAUAUGUGCAUAAAUAGAUAGAUACAUAUAUAUAUACACACUCACACUGAAUUCUGAGAUCUUAAAAAGAAAAAACUAAGAAAACAACAUAAUUCUUGUAUUCUUUUUUUUAAAUCCAAUUUUAUUGAUUGCCGUUCAUUUACAAAACUCUGUAAUUUCAGGAGGACAACUUCACAACUCGAUAUGUGGACAUGCUUCACUCACCCACCACCAAACUUCUAGUGCCAUCUUCCUAUCACAUUUACUCCAUCCACCCCUCCUCCACUCACCACCUCCUUCUCCUCUCAUAAGCACCAUAUUCUUCAGAGUCUAAGAUGUCCUCAUAUUCUUAAAUCCAUUCCUUUUUGUUGUUCUAUUCUGCCAAAAAUGAGAUGGAGUGGAGAGAUGCUUCUAACUGGUUCUGUCUGCUCUGCUAAUGAAGUAAACCCAAGGACCAGCAUGUCAUUUCUUCUCCCUGAAAGAACGUCCUUAAGGUUGGUCAGAGCAGUUAAGUCCAGCAAAUACCUCUUCUAGAGACUCAGCAAAGGGUCAUCUGUGCCUCUUCAACUGUUCUUACCAAACUUUCCUAUCCCUGCUGCCAACUGAAGCAGCCUCCUGGGGGCAAAAAAAUAUUGUAAACAAGAAGAACUUCUGUAUUUCCUAGUCAUGGGCAGAAAUAUUAGAGCUUCACGAAUAAGUCAUUUAACAAGUAACAGGUGAACAUGGUAGUUAAAAUUUUAUGGAGAAAAAAAUGGGCUUUAUGACUUAAUUUUUAAUAAUCUUGAGUCUUAAGCUUUGACAUUCAGAUUUUCCUUUGUACUUGAAAGGUCCUACCUGCCAAUUUUAAGAAGGAUGGUUUUCAUUGUGUUUCACUAUUCAUUUUCUUUACUCCCUCCUGUCCCCACCCUCCCUACACACACACACACACACACACACUCAUGCAUAAACAUGCAUACACACACACACAGCAUCUGAGUUCUGAAGAACUGGUGACUAUUAGAUAUAUUUGGAAUAAAGUAGUAAGCUAAGGAGAAGCUAAUUUUGAACAUUACACUAGAAAGGUCUCGAACUUGGUACCUUCAGAUAUUUCUUGGAUCUUUUAUUUCAAAAACUUCACGCUCUGAUCUUGAAAUGUGCCUCUACUCCUUAGCAAGGCUUAUUUGACCAUCUGAAGAAAAAUGUCACCAUCUGAAAAUAACUGGUCUCUGACUUACACGUAGCUCUAAUUAUCUUAUGAAAAUAUGCAUAUAUAAGUAAAAGGUCAUUUUAUAUAUGAAGUCAAUUCUGAGAGUGUUCACAGCACAAUAAUCUUACUUGAUUUAAAAGUAUGAAUAUAAGAGAUUUAGCAGCAGUAUUCAGUUUUUGAUAAUUAGAGCUAUGUGAUUUUGGAAGGAAAUUUAUAUUUAAUAUCUAGGCAUCUGAAUAUAAUUUUUGAUAAAGGAAGGGCAGAAAAUGUGGUCAAAUUUGGUUAUAUAAAUUUAACGUUAUAUUGGGUUUGCUAAUAUAGGACCAUAGAAACUAAAACCAUGUCCACAAGUAAUUUUAUAAUUUCUGAAAAUAACACAAAUUUGUGUAUGUGUCAUUAGUGAGAGUCACUGAUGAAAUUAUUUCUUUUUUUUAGUUCUAUUGAUUAUAUGGAAUCAAUUAUAGAAAGUGGUUGUUUCCUCUAAACAUUUAACACAGUAACUUCUAACAAGGUGAAAAAUAUCAGAGUUCUUAUUAUAUAUUUAAUGUCUUAAUCAUGGAUAAAAGAAAUCAAGAUUGAUGGCAUUUCUUUUUUUGGUGUAUAUAUAGGGUAUAUAUUUAUACCACGUCAGAAAAUGUAUUUUUUUUAUUUCAAGACCUUUUAGGGAUACCAGAGGUGGUACCCUUUUUCUAAGUAAGAAGUGAAAAUACCACAGUGAUCGUGCUUUAUAAAAUUUAAAAUAUCAGAACUGUGAAAAGAAACGAAUAGGAAGGAAUGUUCUCUUGCAGCAAUUUUUCAGUCACACACCAUGGUGAAUUGCAAUAAGGAUAACUUCUUUUAAAUCAGCCUUCUAAAGAUACAAAAUUAUUUAAACAUUUUAUGGAUAAUUCACUUGCCUUGCUCUUGCCUUCUAAUAUUAGUCAUUUCAUGGAGAGGUUAAAAUUUAUAUUCUAAAAAAAUGUAGAAAUACAUUUUAAUGGCAGUAAAUUUUUUUUAAAUUUGAAAAAGGGUAGAGACUUAACAAAUAUACAUCUUAGCUUUUCUUUCCUUUGCUACAUAGGUACCUCUGCUCUUACUUUUUUCCAUUUCUGGAAACAGGUGGCAGGAAACCUGGUCAGUUCCUUAGCAAUGGGAUUACUCCUUUGCCUUGAAGCUUUGAUUGACCCACCACUGCGUGUCAUAUUCCCAAAUCAGUGAUUCCCAGUUCCUGUCUUUGGGAACCACUGUUUCCUAUUCUAGUAAGUCUAGUAAGGGGCAAGAACAAUUUCUUGAAACAAAAUUAGUUCAGAAUUGAAUUACAACUUUUAAUAUGCCAUAUAGCUCUGUUCCUUGUUUCAAUGAACUUGUUUUUUUUUUGCAUGAUGGCGUGAAGAAAGGGCAAAGAGGAUACCAAAAUCAGAUGGUUUUGAGUUGAUAUCCUCAGGAAACUGAAGUCAUUGUUAUAAAUCCUUCCUUUGCCUGGGGAUAACAACCUAUGACUGUGUACAUCCACGGGGCAAUAAAUUAGUGUGAGCCAGAUAAAUUAGUGUGAAGUUAAACUGGAGGGAUGAUUUUCUGACACCUGUAUGCAAAUUGAAAUCCAGAAAUUUGUUUCUUCUUGACAUGCCUUUUUGGCUGAAUGUUAACCAUUUCUCCUUCUCCAGAGUUCAACAGGAAACAACUGCUGUUGUUGCUUUUUUUGCUUAACCAUAUGCUCUCUGCAUUCUAUACUUCUCAGUGAGCCUGAGAGUGUUUCUAAUAGAUUGUGAGGGACAACAGGUUUAGACUGAGGCAGUCCAGAUAUGCUAUAAGAAGUGCUGAGGGCCUUCUUAGAUACAGAGCUUCUAGUUCUGCGUACAUGCCUCUACCCUGCACUUUACCUGAAAUUGUGCCUCUGGUCAUAAGACCAGCCAUUGGAACAUAUCACUCACCCACUCCUCUGUUAUAGCAAAGGACCAGCCAGAUGGUACAUGCUGUGUCAUCAAACACCUAAGAGACAAAUACAGCUGAUGUAUCUCACUGUUGCCUUAUCAUUCUCUGAGCCAUCUUUGAUGCUGAUCUUUCAAAAAAAAAAGUACUAGUUAGAAGCAAAACUCCUUUUAAAUUCAGCUUGUGUGUGUUUGUCAUUCAACAUCCUUAUUCUAGAUUUGCAUAAACCCUAUCAACUUUAAUCUUUUUUUGGUUCAUGCAUGUGUUCAGAUACUUUAUAAACAUGAGCCAAUUUGGGUUGAAAAUAUUGGAGAUAAUAUCCAAACUGGUGUUAUCUUAGAUGACUGAUAAUCUCUCACUGGAGAUCUCAUGCAACAUAGAAAAUAACCUUCAUUUGUAAUUUAACACUUAAAAAAUAAAAUGAUUAUUAAUUUUUUUGACUCUAGUGUAUACAGCUUUACACUGUGCUGUGUCAUAGCAACUUAAAGUUUAUCCAAUCUGAAUCCCCUCUUUACUUUUCUGGAUCUCUGUUUUCCCAUUCCUUAAGUCUUAAAACCAUUUUUCAUCAAUAAGGUCACUGAGGUACUGGAAAUGGCUAUAUUGGUAACCUUUAAGGGGAGUUGAACUGUUGAUGUUUCAAGAAGGGACCAGACAGUGUUUCUUAAAAUGCUGCAGUUGUGUUACUGUGAAGAAAAGAUUUGCUUCCACUUUCAGCAGGCCAUAUAUAUAAGAUAUAUUCACUUUGGUAAACUUAGGUGGAAAAAUCUGAGAACAUAAUUACCUUCACAAAUUAUUUAUAGAUACACUGGGUGAAAAGCUAACUGUAGGGCAGUCACCAGAAAAAAACCUAAUUGUAGUUCUUAAAUAGUGUGAUAUUUGUAUCUACUCCCAUGCCAGCAAUAUCUGCUGUGCACCAUGUCCUGUUACUGUAAAUCACUUGAUUUAUAAAUCUAAUGGGAACUAAUUUGUAAUGGAAUCCAGAGCAGAUAUGUAUAAUACAAUCAGGAUUGUCCUACAGUUGUAAAUAAGAAUAGGUCCUGUUUAUUUUGACAUCUUUUUACAAAUGCAUUGUAUUAGGGUGUGAAUAUUCUGAACCAUGCUCUUGUUUAAAGUUUUGAAAUUUUUAUUGGUAAAUGUAACAUUUUAAUGGUUGUAAUAAUUAUUUGUAUAGAUAU
Messenger RNA from Talpa occidentalis (Iberian mole), 12499 nucleotides. RefSeq names its product upstream transcription factor family member 3 (gene USF3). Gene Ontology annotation, molecular function: protein dimerization activity. The record is from RefSeq and is a predicted model, not a curated record. The coding region runs from base 171 to 6947 and encodes 2258 amino acids. The transcript is spliced from 7 exons. NCBI's taxonomy places the organism in Eukaryota, Metazoa, Chordata, Mammalia, Eulipotyphla, Talpidae.